AUGAUUUCUUCACUCAGAUUUAAGGUAUUUAAAUAAAGCUAAGUGUAGAAUACUAUAUAGUUAUUUAGAGGAUUUGCAACACUUUAAGAAUUAAACCAAAUAUAGAUAAGAAAUCCAUUAACGAACUAAGUAGUUUAUGAAAAGUAAGAAUUAAGUCUAGAUUAAAUUAUUUCUAUUUCUAAAGAUGGAAAAAAAUCUUAAAAUGUCUGGUCAAAACUACCUUUAUAGGACAGGAAAAAAGUAUGCUAAAACUUUAAUGAUAUUUUAAAAGAAAAAAGUGAAGAUAUUUCAAAAAAUAUUUCUCAAUUUACCAGCAAACCGAUUAAGGAAUCUCAACUUGAAGUAAAAGCCACUAUUCAUAGAAUAAAAUCUUUAAUUGAUAUGUCAGAUGAAGCUCUAAAAGAUGAAAUUUUAGAAAACUAAGUAAAAAAAGGAAAAAAAUUUAUUAAAUUUAUAUCGAAGCAUCCAGUUGGAACAGUUCUAAUUAUUUCUCCUUGGAAUUAUCCAUUACUUACUGCUUCAAGCGUUUUAAUGACAUCUCUUUUAGCUGGUAAUAAUGUUUUAUUAAAACCUUCUCCUUAAACAGUAGGAGUAGCAGAUGAUAUAGAAUAAAUUUUUGAAUAAGCUGCCAGUAGCAUUUCUGAUUAAUUUAAAAACCUAGUUAAAAAUGUUUAUACCUCAAAUCUUAAAAAUUUUUAAACACUAUAUAAAUACUCGCAAUAUGUGAGCUUUACAGGAAGUAUUCAAACUGGCUUGAAAGUUCAAAAGGAAUGUAUAGAUGCUAAUCCUUGGGCAAAUUGUGUUCUAGAACUUGGAGGAAAAGAUGCUGCCUACAUCCAUAAGUCGUGUUUAAACUAUUUAGAUGAUGUAGUUAAGCAAAUUAUCAUAGGAUGCUUUACUAAUUCAGGUCAAUCGUGUUGUGCUAUUGAGAGAGUUUAUUGUGAUUCAGAAAUAUUAGAAUUAUUUUAAGAAAAACUUUUAGCAGCCGUUUAGAAUAUCAAAGUUCUUGAAAUUAAUAAAAAAGAAACAUUAAACAAUAAUUAGUCUUAGAUAGAAGUAGGGCCUUUAACAUUAAAAAACCAUGCUUAGUUUAUAAAAAAAUAGGUAGAUAAAGCAAUACAAUAAGGAGCAACAGUUUUAAAUUAAAAAGGAGGAUCAGUUAUUGAAUUCCCUUUAACAGAUUUUAACUAAGGGGAUUAAUUGGCAAGAUUAAGAGGGUAUUUCCCAACAAUAUUAACAAACGUCACUAAUCAAAUGGAUAUCGUUCAAGAAGAAACAUUUGGACCUGUUCUUCCUAUUAUAAAAGUUGAAAAGGGAUAUGAGUAGGCAAUUAGUCUUAUUAAUGAUUCAAAAUAUGGCUUAACAGCUUCUAUUUUCUCAAAUAACUAAUAAAUUGUUUAAGAAAUGAGCAAUAAAUUAAAUGUUGGUACUGUUUUAGUAAACCAAUGUUUAAUGAUGGAUCCACUUCUUCCUUGGAUUGGCUGGAAUCAAAGUGGAAAAAAUUACAGUCUUUCUAAGCAUGGUUUUGACUAAGUAACAAAGAUGAAAUCACACAAUUAAAUUUUUUAUGAAUGA
Tetrahymena thermophila SB210 is the source of this 1575-nucleotide messenger RNA. Its product is annotated as NAD-dependent aldehyde dehydrogenase family protein. Lineage: Eukaryota; Ciliophora; Oligohymenophorea; Hymenostomatida; Tetrahymenidae. Gene Ontology annotation, molecular function: aldehyde dehydrogenase (NAD+) activity. The record is from RefSeq and is a predicted model, not a curated record. The transcript has a single exon.